AUGGCUUUCGAGCUGUUCCAGAAGAUUCGCGAUAGGUGUCGCUCUGACAGCCUGGAAAGGAUUCUUUCUCUUGACCACCAGCGAAAUAGUACCGUAUCACAACAUCUGAAAGGCGAUAAUCCACAAACACAAAUUACGGACGACAACCCGCAGCAACAGGGAGAUAUGAUGACAGUAGACGGUAAGGCGAGGUUGAAGAGACGCUUUUUUAUCGAACUAUUGGAUAUCUUGCUCCAACACGUAUCUUUGUCGGAAAGUCGCGUCAACAAGGUUCUGGAUUUCCACCACCCGCACCAGCUUCACGAGAUGAUGAGUCAUUGCAUCGAGCUAGACGGGAAUGGGCGAGAUUUGGAACAAAUUUUGAGUGAUUGCAAGGAAACACUGAAAUACUGCAUCAGGACAGGUCAUCCGAGAUUUCUGAACCAGCUCUCUACUGGUAUGGAUAUGAUUGGCAUAGCGGGCGAGUGGCUCACUGCAGUGGCCAACACAAAUAUGUUCACCUACGAAGUUGCGCCUGUAUUUACACUGAUGGAAGAAGUCCUCCUGCACAAAAUGCUGGGUUUCGUUGGAUGGAAAGAUGGCGACGGAAUCUUUGCACCAGGAGGGGCGAUAUCUAACCUUUACGGUAUGUUGGUGGCUCGACAUUCCAAGUUUCCUGAUAUUAAAACAAAAGGUCUUGUCGGCAAACCACAGAUGAUCGUAUUUACGUCUACUCAUAGUCACUUCUCGAUGAAGAAAUCUGCCAGUUUACUUGGCCUAGGAACGGAGGCGGUCGUGUAUGUUGACUGUGACAGCAAUGGACGUAUGCUACCCGAGGACCUGGAGAAGAGAAUAGACAUUUCUCUGACUAGAGGUGAAGUGCCCAUCAUGGUUAACGCUACGUGUGGUACCACUGUGUUUGGUGCGUACGAUCCUAUUGAUGACAUCGCCGCCAUAUGUGAGAAACGCAGUAUCUGGCUUCAUGUUGAUGGUGCCUGGGGAGGGUCUGUAUUGCUGUCCGAGAGACAUCGACAUUUGUUAGCAGGCAUCUCGAGAGCUAACUCAAUGACAUGGAACCCUCACAAGAUGAUGGGAGUACCCCUUCAGUGUUCAGCCAUUCUUCUGCGUCAGAAGGGUAUCCUGCAAGGAGUAAACGCACUGGGUGCAUCUUACCUCUACCAGAGUGACAAACAUUAUGACGUCACCUAUGAUACCGGUGAUAAAACAAUACAGUGUGGACGUCAUAACGAUGUGUUUAAGUUAUGGCUUAUGUGGAGAGCUAAGGGAGACAAUGGUUUUGAGAGUCAGAUCAACAAAAACUUCAGGCUUUCCAGGUACCUCAUGAACAAAAUCCGCGAGAGACCAAACUUCAAGCUCGUCAAUAACGAGGUACAAGGGCCAAAUGUGUGUUUCUGGUAUAUACCUGAGAGUAUAGCCGAAGAUCCCGACAGAUACCAGGACGAGUUAGGGAAGGUGGCUCCCCGACUGAAGGCUGCAAUGAUGGAGAAGGGCUCGAUGAUGCUAGCCUACCAACCAUUACUUGACCUGCCAAACUUUUUCCGUGUGGCUAUCUCGAAUCCAGCACUGCAAGAAUCUGACCUGGACUUCGUUAUAGAUGAACUUGAACUUUUGGCGAAAGGCAUAUGACCGCUGCGUCCUGUUCCAUGUCCGUGAAUCAAACUUACUGAGGAACACAAUAAUAGUGAGAGAACAUGUGACGAAUGUGAAUAUCUACACCUAGUUUGCAGUAUCAUUUUAAGCAUUUAUUAAAUAAUUUGUCGAAAAGACAUAAGACUUACAAUUGAUGACACGUCUGAACAAAGAGCAUGUAUCUCAUCUAAACUAUACGAUAAUGUUGCACUGGGACUGAAUAGUUAUGUAAAUAUAUGAAGGCUGGGUAGUUAACAGAUACAAAUAUGUCUGGAGAUAUACAAUACUGUUACAUUCGUCCACGAAUGUCCGUGUAUCAUAUACUCUAUUACAAAUAUGUUUGUGAUAGAGAAAACGUAUCAUAUAGUUAUACAACAAGGUAAAUAUUUGAAACAAUAGCAUAAUGUAGUGAUCUCCCUUUUUAACGUAGCCACUAUUAGAUAUUUACAGGUAUAUGCAUUGUAAAAGCUCAUUUCACACCGUAAUAACAAUGGAAUAUAUGCACAAUAGCAUGCUUCCUUUUAGAUUAGUA
Messenger RNA from Pecten maximus, 2161 nucleotides. Its product is annotated as glutamate decarboxylase 1-like. The record is from RefSeq and is a predicted model, not a curated record. Gene Ontology annotation, molecular function: pyridoxal phosphate binding; carboxy-lyase activity. The transcript has 13 exons. Gene Ontology annotation, cellular component: cytoplasm. Lineage: Eukaryota; Metazoa; Mollusca; Bivalvia; Pectinida; Pectinidae. Bases 1 to 1626 code for a protein of 541 amino acids. Gene Ontology annotation, biological process: carboxylic acid metabolic process.